ACCCGCCCCUGCGGGGGGCGUGCGUGGCCGCGCUUAAAAAGGCAAAGGCUCGCGGUCCGCAAGAUUCUUCCUGCACACCUCCUGUCGCAGUCCGUUCUCUCCGCUUGGCCUGCAUCCACCCACUCCGCCGCCGCUACAACCGCGUCGCCCGGGUCCUCCGCCUGACGUGUCCUGGCCCUACGCUGCCUCCCGCCCUCGCCGACCCCGGCCACGAGGUAACGCGUCCCGCGCCGGCAAGCCGCCGGGACUCGCGGUGCUCGCCCCGGUGGGUGUGGCCCAGACCCGCUGGUGUCUUCACUUUGGGAUCCUCCCGCGCCCGCCGCCGCAUUUCGGCCUCCUCCAUAGUUCCCGGCCCAUAGCUCCCCGCCCCCACUGCCAGAUACACAAGCUUCCCCCCCACCCCCAAACUAGUUAAGAUGUCCGAGGCGGUAGGAAAUCUCCAUAGCCUCCGCUUGGCAAACAUAGCCCUGCGAGAAGAAUUAAAUGCCCUUCGUGGAGAGAACGCCAGUUUGGGUCUGCAGCUCGGAAGAGCCCUGGCCGAAGUUAAUUCUUUGCGGGGCAAUGUCUCGAGCUACAUCCGCUGGCCAAUGCCCAUAGUGCCUGUCCUUGCGGAGGAGAACUUUGAGUUCCUGCUCAAUGAGACAGAUCCCACUCCCGAUGAAGGGGUCCCCUUCUUGUGCUGGCCUCCACCCACGGAUUCAGAGUAUGUCUCGAAUGAUCUUUUGAUUAAUGUGGUCCAGGACUACACUAACCCCGACGAGUCCACCGACCCUCCUCUGUCGUCCAGCCCGCCCCCUCUGGAGCUGUCCUCCACAGAUAAGGAGCCACCCCUACAGCCCCUUCUGCCACCACUGGAGCGUCCUGACAUAGAGCCCUUUUCUGGGGACCCAGUCUACCUGGCUGAAUUCCUGAUGCAGCUAGAGACCUUCAUAGCUGACCAUGAGGAUCAUUUCUCUGGGGGAGCAGAGCGGGUGGCCUUUCUGAUCUCCUUUUUUACUGGGGAAGCCAGGGACUGGGCCAUCUCAGUCACCCAGGAAGGAAGUUCCCUGCAUGCCAACUUCCCGCGCUUCCUGGAUGAAAUCCGUAAGGAAUUCUGUGGUCCCAUCCCGCCACGCGUGGCUAAAAAGGCAAUCCGCAAGCUCAAGCAGGGCAACUGUACCCUGGGCAGCUAUGCAGAUGCUUUUCAAUUCCUGGCCCAGUUCUUGUCUUGGGAUGACUGCCGCCUCCAAAACCAGUUCCUCAAAGGCCUGUCAGAAUUUUUCCGAAAGGAACUCCUAUGGUCAGCUGAAAUGGCAGACCUGGAUGAUCUGAUUCUUGAGUGUGUGGAAAUUGAAAGAAAAGUACGCGUUCCUAAGCCAGUCACACUCCCUGGGGUUCAAAAUACCUUUUCCCCUUAUGCUUCAAAUUCUAAUGAGGAUGAAAAUGGAGUUGUACAGUGCUACAGUGAGGAUGAAGAUGAAGAGGCAGGCAGGCACAAGCUUUACCUGAAGGGGCAGCAGAAGUACACGAAGGAUUUCUGGGAAGAGAUGAGAGAGGAGGAGGAGAUGAGGAAGGAGGAGGGAGAAAUGAAUGAAGAUGAUGAGGAGGAGGAAGAGGAUGAGGAUGAAGGAGAUGAGGAUGAAGACUAUGAGGAGGAGGAGGAAGAGGAGAUGAAGAAGAAUGAUGAUGAUGAUGAGAUUAAGGAUGAGGAAGAAAACACAUUUGAAGUUGAGGGUCAGGAGCCAGAACAGGAGCAAGGGAGGGAGGCGAUCCAGUAUGAGCAUGUGCAUGACCACAUGCAUGUACAAGUGCAUUCACAUAUGUAUGCCCAUGCUGCCCACCACCAUGGUAUACAUGGGGAGCUAAUGGAGAUGGAAGAGCCUAUCUUUGUCGACACUUCAACCCAGACUAUCACCUCCACUGAUGGCUACCAUGCUGAGAAUUUCCUGGAUGCAUCACCUCCCAUAAUACAUUCCAGCAGACGGAGGAACCAGAAUCGAGUCCCACUUCUGGAGGGUCUUCCAGGUACCAAUUCACCUUUCUACAGCUCACCACCACUGAUUCGCCGUGCAGGUCGCUUGGGGCAACGCCAAAUUCGAAGACGUCCCCCUGUGCUAUUCCGCCUCACUCCUAGACAGGGGGGCCACCGAGCUGCGCGUGGCCGGAUUCGCGUGUAAGCACUAGGGUGAGUUGGCCACUGGGAACACACCCUUCUACUGCACCCCCUGCCCCUGCUAUUGCUGCCAUACCUGCCCCAUCUACUGACCAGUCCUUAAAGGGAGUUCCAGACCUGCAGGACCUGAAGAAGAUAUACAGGAUUCCAGAACAUCUUGUAACCAUGACCAGAGAGUGACAUGUGUCCAACCAAAGCCACCUGGGAAAGGAGAGGUCAGCAGUAGCUGUUCUUGCUAUGUAUUCUGCUCAGUCCUGGCUCCAGCUGGAGAGAGGUUUUUGGGCCUCUUCUUAUACAUACACUGGUCACCCUUGUUUACCCCUCUAGUUGUUCCCAACUCUCACCUCUCCUGUAUUUCUUUGCCCUGUGUUUUAUCCUGACUGGCUCACCAGAACUUCACCCAAUGCUUCACUGAUCUGCCCCAAUGAGGCCACUUACUAGAUAUAACUGACAGCAAGCAGAAUGGCAUCAAGAAGUGUACCUAGAAACACAUGCUUGUUUUGAGCCACAGUUCCAGCAGAUGGGCCUGGAAGAGGACCCUACGUCAGUCCAGUGAGUAUACAAAGCCACAAGUGAAAUGGACAGCUUGACUGACUGAGAUUCAUUCUGUGAUUGAUAGUGGCAAGCUGACUCCACUUUCAGCACUUGCGAUUACCUUCCCUCAGACUCCUGUACUAGGGUCUUGAACAGGUAGGCCAAAUCUGGGGCCUUCUCUUAUCACACUACCCUUGUGGACAGCCCCUGUGGAUGGAGGUUAUCAUGGCACCUAAAGGGGUGGCAUUUGGGGAGGGAGGAAGAGGCAAAGACAGCAUCAGCAGCACAACUCAGUUUGACAACCUAAGGGACAUGCCUUAGAGACAGGGGCCACUCCCCCUGCCAGAUCUUGAACUGCUGCCCCAGCCAAAGGCUUCUACAGGAGACUUUGCUUUCUUAAGGCUGUGGUGGACAGUGGCUGCACUAGCCGCUCUUUAACUUCCUGUGACUCUAAGGAGUCCUCAGCUCUGAGAAGAGCGCUGGCUCUACAGAGACUGCACCCAUUGCAGCCCCACCAUCUGACACUGUCAUGGCUCUCACGUGGGAGUCACUCCAGCCUGUUCGUUUACUUAGCAAGGCUUAAGAGGUGACAACAUCCCAGGCACUCCUAGAGCUUCUGGGCACAAACUUAGGUGCCCACAUAAAAAGACCUGCUGCUCACCUUGGGUCCAGAAAACACUGCUUCUGCAGUGAAAACUACACAUUUACUAUGACAGAUCUGGCCACAAAAUGGCAUCCAAAAUUAACUGCUGACCCAACUUGCCCUGGACACUGAAAUUUCUGCACAGUGCUUGGCAGUUGGGCAAGUGCAGCCCAAGUAUCUGGCCAGAUGGAAGAGAGCAGUAAGUGGAGUGCCUGCUCCUCAUUGGAGUCUGAAGAUAACCUCAGCCCAGCCCUAGGAUUUGGGCCUAAUGCCAGAGGAAGGAGCUGGAAGAAGAGGAGUCACAGAGAUACCUAGUCCUCAGACUGGGUUACGGUGAGCUCUCUAUCAUCAGCAAAAGCUUCUGUCCUUCGAAGAGAGCUCUAGAAAGAAAAUUGCUCUCCUUCAGGACUGUGGAUCCUGCUUGCUGUUGUCAACAUGUUGGCCCCUGCCCUGCUGGUGGAGAAGUGCAAAGGACAGGUGCCUUGCACCCUCAGUUCCAAGGACACCCUCAGCACAGGCCCUGCCUGUUGUCAUGGUGCUUCUCACCCUGAACCCUUUGAACAUCAGCCAGGGAGGGAGUGGAUGAGCAGUGAGCUGGUUUCCAGGCCUCUGGGGGCAGAGGAGGCUUGGGCUUUCCUUUGACCUCCUCCUCCUUUCCCACAUUUUCAAUAUGUGUUGUGAUGUGACAGCCAUAAGAGAUACCUGAGGCUUUGGGUGCCUCCUUGGAUUGAGGGGGUGGGGGAAAGGGGAAAUGCAUGCAUGGGUAUGAGGGUAGUAGCCCAAGGGUGCCCAGAGACUCGGAGGAAACCCUUUUGAAACAAACAUGUUACUAUUGUUAUUGUUACUGUUGUAUUACUGUGUGGUGAAGAUUAGAACUUGCUCUGUGUGCUAAAGCUCUCCCCUCAAUAAAAAAAUAUAAAGGGUGUGUAAAGAUCA
Molecule: messenger RNA, 4265 nt
Organism: Jaculus jaculus (lesser Egyptian jerboa)
Lineage: Eukaryota; Metazoa; Chordata; Mammalia; Rodentia; Dipodidae
Gene: Rtl5
Product: retrotransposon Gag like 5
Exons: 2
Coding region: 417-2156 (579 amino acids)
Source: RefSeq, a predicted model, not a curated record